AACUGAUCUGCAGCAUAAAAAGCGCAGGCGAGUAGAGAGUAGAGCAAAGCGAACAUCCGUCGUGCGAAGAGCACACGGCUCGUCUCCGCCCGGUAACACCGGCACACGUGUCACCCUAAACCUUUUACAAAGAAGCAGCGAGAAAUAAUCAGACAACGAAGAGGACGAUGACUCUGUGGACGGCUCUCUUCACUGUGGUGGCAGUAAUUGCCAUGGCAACAGAAUCACACGCCCAGAAGCCAAUGUGUGGUCAAGCCCCCCUGAACACCAGGAUCGUUGGGGGGCAGAAUGCUGCCCCGGGCAGUUGGCCCUGGCAAGUCAGUAUGCGCUACCAGGGAAGUCACGUGUGCGGAGGGUCCCUCAUCAACAACCGGUGGAUCCUGUCCGCUGCCCACUGCUUCACACUGAUCAGUGCGAAUCCAAGCGGUUGGACUAUGGUUCUGGGCCUGCAGACCCAGCAGGGUACCAACCCACAUGCAGUGUACAGAGCAGUGAGAAGAAUCAUUGUUCAUCCAAGGUACAAUGGAAACACCAACAACAACGACCUCGCUCUAGUCCAGCUGUCCUCCACUAUCAAUUUCAGUGACUACAUCCAGCCCAUCUGCCUGGCAGCCGCUGGCAGCACCUUAUACAACGGCACCGAGACCUGGGUCACCGGCUGGGGAUACAUCCAGUCAGGAGUGUCCCUCCCUCCACCGGGGAUUCUGCAGGAAGUCGAGGUGCCUGUCAUUGGAAACGGGAAGUGUAACUGUCUCUAUGGACCGGGGUCCAUCACCAAGAACAUGCUGUGUGCUGGGCUGCUGGCGGGGGGCAAGGACUCCUGUCAGGGGGACUCAGGAGGUCCACUGGUGGUCAAACAGGGUUCCGUCUGGGUCCAGGCCGGGAUCGUGAGCUUUGGUAACGGAUGUGCUGAACCCAAAUACCCAGGAGUCUACACCAGGGUGUCCCAGUAUCAGUCCUGGAUCAGCUCAGUAAUCACCUCCAACCUGCCAGGAUUUGUCACGUACUUCUCCAGUGGGAGAAACCGUGACGUCACCUGCUCUGCAACAAUCGCAGUCACCAGUAACAGUAUAUUGCUUACAUAACAUAUAUGUGUAUUUGCAUAUAACUACAGAAAACAUAUCAAUUUAUGAAGGCAACAGUUUUUAAAGUAGUAGCUCUUCUCCUCUAAUUUCCAGGUUGAAAAUAAGUGGGUCUCCUUCUUACCUCUUAGAUUAUUACUCCUCGAUAUAUAGGGAAUAACUGAUAAAAUGCAACUGCAUUUUCAUAGUUAUAUUAGUGAUUGAUUCAUGAUUAGGGGGGUGCGGUGGCGCAGUGGGUUGGACCACGGUCCUGCUGUCCGGUGGGUCUGGG
Scleropages formosus (Asian bonytongue) is the source of this 1353-nucleotide messenger RNA. Its product is annotated as serine protease 27-like. The record is from RefSeq and is a predicted model, not a curated record. The transcript is spliced from 6 exons. Gene Ontology annotation, biological process: proteolysis. The coding region runs from base 168 to 1085 and encodes 305 amino acids. NCBI's taxonomy places the organism in Eukaryota, Metazoa, Chordata, Actinopteri, Osteoglossiformes, Osteoglossidae. Gene Ontology annotation, molecular function: serine-type endopeptidase activity.